AUGAGGUACUCUGGUAGUGAUGAUGAUGAUGAUGUUCUCCUAGUCGAUUCCGGCUACGGCGGCCAAUCUCAAAAAAGACUAGCCAACUGCGCAGGAGAUAUUACAGUGCACAAGUGUACGCGCAGACACAACGUGCACUCUCUAUUCCUAUCACUCUCAUACUCCGGUGGGACGACCACUCAACACGACCGGUUGGCGGUGUUUCACCCCGUGCACGGAGAGCUCGUAAAGCCGUCGGUCCUGCGCCUUAACUCUCACUGGUCGUGUCGAGUGGUCGUCCCACCAGAGUAUGAGAGUGACAGGAAUAGAGAGUGCACUUGUGUCUGCGCGUACACUUGUAAAAUAUCUCCUGUGCAGUUGGCUAGUCUUAAUGAGAUUGGCCGCCGGCCGGAAUCGGUCAGGAGAACAUCAUUACAU
This is a messenger RNA of Brenthis ino (lesser marbled fritillary), 417 nucleotides long. Lineage: Eukaryota; Metazoa; Arthropoda; Insecta; Lepidoptera; Nymphalidae. The record is from the annotation of a GenBank genome assembly.